Molecule: messenger RNA, 2433 nt
Organism: Phoenix dactylifera (date palm)
Lineage: Eukaryota; Viridiplantae; Streptophyta; Magnoliopsida; Arecales; Arecaceae
Product: aspartyl protease family protein 2-like
Biological process (GO): proteolysis
Molecular function (GO): aspartic-type endopeptidase activity
Source: RefSeq, a predicted model, not a curated record
AGGUUUUUCUUUUUCCCACAUAUUGCAUCGCAAUUCCAAACCCGUUCAAUCUGUUUUUUUUUGCCUUUUGAGUACGUAUAACGUUUCAUUUGAUUUCAAAGCCCAGCUUCUUCUAUAGUCUAGUCCGUAGAGGUAGAACGAAGUUUUGAUGGGAAAUAAGCUAAUAUAAAACGCCUCCGUCCUUCGUUCUCUUUCUUAAUCUAUUCACUGAUCCUCCCCUGUCGAGAAAACCGCUACUUCCUUUCUCUUGCCUUCUUCUCUUCCAAUCUUUUCCCUUCUCUAUAAGGAUCUCGGCCUCGGCUGUUAGUUUCAUGGGCAGGCUGUAGAAAUGACUUCUCCUUAUAGUACGGUUCCCCUCUUCUUGGCUCUCCUCUUGUACUCCCUUCUCCACCCGUAUCCCACCUCAGCUUCUCUCUUCAACUGGAGCAGCUCGGUGACGUCCCAUGGUUCUCCCCUCCCCGGCAUCGAAUUGCCGAGCUACCUCAGCUUCAACGCCGUCACCUCCUCCGAUAAAUCAAGCUGCGAUCACCCCCUCGAUGCCGCCGGCCAUGCUGAAGCGAAGGUCCAAUACCGCCCCGAUGACACCAUCUACGGCGACGAUGAAGGCGACGACGCCGCGCCGGCCUCGUCGACCUUGAAGCUCCACCUCAAGCACCGGCCUGGGAAGGUCCCCGGUGCCGCCGAGUGGACUGGAAAAGAAUAUCUGAUCAACUCCACCCGCAGAGAUCUUUCAAGAAUCCAGACGCUUCUCACGAGGAGGGCUGUAGAGAAGAAGAAGAACCGUAAAACCGUGUCUCGCCUUAGGACGACCGCCGGCAAGACCGAUCGCCGCUCGAUCACCUCCGAGUCGGAGGAAAAGGUGGCGGCUUCGGCGCCGCCGGAGCUCGCGGGGCGGCUGAUGGCCACCCUGGAAUCCGGCAUCACCCUCGGCUCCGGCGAGUACUUCAUAGACGUAUUCGUCGGCACGCCGCCGCGGCACUUCUCCCUGAUCCUCGACACGGGCAGCGACCUGAACUGGAUCCAAUGCCUGCCGUGCCACGACUGCUUCGAGCAGCACGGUCCCGUCUAUGACCCCACCGCCUCCUCCACCUACCGCAACGUCAGCUGCGGCGAUCCCCGCUGCGGCCUCGUCUCGCCGCCGUGGCCCCGCCGUUCCGGCGACCAAGCCUGCUCCUACUUCUACUGGUACGGCGACCACUCCAACACCACCGGCGACCUCGCCCUGGAGACGUUUACCGUCAACCUCACCACCGCGGACGGCGCCGGCACCGAGUUCCGCCGCGUGGACGGCGUCAUUUUCGGGUGCGGCCACUCGAACCGGGGUCUCUUCCACGGCGCCGCCGGCCUCCUGGGCCUCGGCCGCGGGCCCCUCUCCUUCUCCUCCCAGCUCCGCUCCCUCUACGGCCACACCUUCUCCUACUGCCUCGUCGACCGCAACAGCGACCUCAGCGUCUCCAGCAAGCUCAUCUUCGGCGAGGACCGCAACCUCCUCGGCCACCCCGAUCUCAACUAUACCUCCUUCGUCAACACCACCGGUAAGAAGGACGACCCGGCCGACACCUUCUACUACGUCCACGUAAAGGAGAUAGUCGUCGGCCGGGAGGUGCUGGAUAUCCCUCCAGAGACGUGGGAAUUGUCGCCGGAGGGGGCGGGCGGAACCAUCGUGGACUCCGGCACGACGCUGAGCUACUUCGCGAACCCGGCCUACCAAGCGAUCAAGGAGGCCUUCGUCAAGAAGGUGAACAAGUAUCCAUUGAUGGAGGACUUCCCCAUACUGAGUCCUUGCUACAAUGUGUCGGGCGUCGAGAAAGUGGAGCUGCCGGAGUUCGCAAUCCGGUUCGCGGACGGGGCGGUGUGGAACUUCCCGGUGGAGAAUUACUUCUUCCGGGUGGAGCCGGAGGAGAUCGUCUGCCUCGCCAUCCUCGGGACGCAGAACUCGUCGCUCUCGAUCCUGGGGAAUUAUCAGCAGCAGAAUUUCCACAUCAUGUAUGAUUUGAAGAAGUUCCGGCUGGGGUUUGCGCCGAUGAAGUGUGCUCAAGUGUAGCUUCUCUGCAUUAUUAGAUUGCAGAUAAACGAUUGAACAAUCCCCACAUUCGCUUUCUAAAGGUCUGCAGAUAGAUAGAUAUGAAAGGAUGAUUGGACUGAGAAUUUUGGGAUUUUGAGGGAGGUGAUGGGAAAUCUUUUUACCUCCCAAAGCAAAGGUAGCGCAAUACAUUACAAUCGUAUUCUUUUUCUUGUCUUUUUUUCUGAUAAAUGUAAGAGAGAAAAUUCAAGACUUGUAUUCUCUUUCUCCGAGUUUCUUCUAUAUCUGGCUUUAUUGGCUGUGUCUAAAAUUGCUGAUAAAUUCACAACCAUUUGAAAUGAGCUAGUUAUUCAGAAUUUCAUCUGUUCAUCUUGUCGUUUGUGAUUCCUAAGCUGAUCCUUCUGGUAUUA